Mycena citricolor is the source of this 2142-nucleotide messenger RNA. The record is from the annotation of a GenBank genome assembly. NCBI's taxonomy places the organism in Eukaryota, Fungi, Basidiomycota, Agaricomycetes, Agaricales, Mycenaceae.
AAGGCAACGACAAGGCCUGGAGUCGACCAUCACCGUUCCUCACUUUACAGCCAUCAUGAUCCUCGCGCAAUGACAAGCUAUUUCUCACGGGAUUCAGGGAAAAUCUCAAUGUCCAAGCGCACGCUUGGACCUUUCUUUAUCCGGACCGUGCUGCCGUCGUCUUCUGCCAUUAUCGCAGACUUGACAAGAGCCAUCCUGUGUUUGAUUCUGAACGAGGGCUCCACGGUCCAGGCACGAUACGGGACUGGAAGCGGUCUUCUACUCUGCGCAAUCUAGUGGUGCGAGUAGGCCGGCUGGGACAUAUCUGCGCGCGUCCAUGUGCAUUGGUGCGAGGCCAGACACCGGCUGCCGUCUCUCACGCGCGAAUAGAUUUCCAGACACGAACACGUUCUGGGUCAAGAGGUUGUCUGCCAGUGUUCGCAAUGCAGUCGGCGGACAAGGAUAGUCUUGGCCAUCAUCUGCGUCUAGACAACAAUUCUUCGCCUCAUUCAUCUCGCUAUCUAGGCGCUGGCGCUCUAACUUCGCCGUCGGGGCCGUCCGAUUCGUGUCGAUUGGAUUCCCCUUGCAGAGCACUUUGUAUUGAUCUCACGAGCAACCCGCUCAUGGCAUUCUAGAUAGGCUGCCGUUCACGAAAACUCGGCUGCUCCUGCCGUCGUCGCUGGGAUCAAUAAGUUCUGGAUUUGAUUCGUAUCGAGAAGACCCCCGCCUUUUGCGUGGUUCUCCAUCGACUCUGGUUGCAGUCGCGCCGUUCAGCCUACCAUCGAUUUCUUGGCUCUCCUUCGGUUGCUCUAUCUCUCAAGGAUGUUUGAUCUCCCAUCGUCUUGUCUUGCGGAAGGUGCGGCGGUCCGCCGUUCAUCGGUGGCCCGCAUGAAGUCUGGACCAUCGCUCUGACGUCGCAACGCCACCCUCCGUUCGUCUUGCCCAUCGUCCAUAAGUCCGAUCGAAGAGGACAUGAGCCAAUACAUCGCUCCGGCAACUCUUCUCUUUGCGCGGUACAGGACGCCUUGAUAUUCCGACACCGCCAGGCUUGGACAUCCGCGGAGAUUUUCGUCAUCAAGAACUUUAAGGAGAGCGAGUCGCGCAGGAAGCUGCACCCAGAAAGAAUCCGAAGCACAAGAAGCUCCAUGACAAACGCAUCUCAGUAGAAGAGAGCCACUAUCAUAUCGCUAGGUCGAUCCACGAAGGACAUCACACAAUACGGCUCUCGCUCCUUUCUUUGCCCUGACAAGUGUCUUACUCAUCUUUUUCAGGAACCGCGACCGGUACAUUUUGUCUCCGAAUACUUGACAAUCUAAUCCGGUGGAUCUUCCGUCCACUUGGUGGGUCUAUCCCAGACAUGAGGUCAUUGUUGCCCCGAAGUCCUGUGCCGUGUCUCGGUCAGCGCGGAUCACCAGGCACACCAAGGCGACUGGGGCUCCUCGUGUGGCGAAGAUUCUCUUGGAUGUGAUCGACUUUUCUUCACCUGCAAUAUGUCUUCUUUGCCAGGUUCCGCGGACGUUCCAAUGAACAACACCGGCCCGACCGGGAGACGUCUGAAUGAGAUGGCUUGCAGUCACUUCAGGUCGCAGUUCGUCUGUGCCCUCAUCGUCCUUCUAAUUGCUGGGAGUGACGGCCAGCCGGGUCCCCUUGGCGAGGUGCCGUCCUUGGGCGUCCAUCUCGGAUUCAACGCAAGACCGCUUACCUUCUUCAAGCUUCAGGUCCGAUUUGGUGUUUUCCAGACCUCUGCUCUCGGGAUCGUUUCGCAUGGAAUAUCCCCACGAUCCAUCCUCGCUCCUCUCCAGCCCUCCCACACCAUCUUGUCGGUUUCUUUCCCCUUUGUGUGGUCUGGGCAAGAUGCUUUCCGAGUCUCAAAGGCACCUGCUUCCUCCAAGCAUGCACCACUCAAUAUGUCGUCCAGAACGACAUUGCCUCGACUCAAAAAUGUCCAUUCAACCGACUACAUUCAGAUUGCUUGAGAUCCUGGCGGAGCGGGUUCACUGGCCUGGAUAGUCAGUUGAUAGAACGCUGUCAACCAGGACAGGCAAUUCACAAGGCAAUUUAUUCAACAAGGCAAUUUAUUCAAUGUCCAUAUUCGGAAACCACAUCACGCUGAUGAAGUGUAUGACUGUUCGAUUUGCAGAGGAGAAGAGCAAAGUGAAACUG